AUGGCAUCACAAAUAUCAAUGGGUACAAUUGAGAAGCUAAUUGGAAGAGAAAAUUACCAAAGUUGGAAGUUUGCCGUGGAAAACUACCUCGAACAUGAAGAAUUGUGGCAGGAGAUUGAAUCUGACCCAGGCUAUGUAUCUGAUAGCAAGAAAAAUACGAAAGCAAAAUCGAAAAUAAUACUGUUGGUAGACCCGGUUAAUUACGUCCAUGUUCAAGAGGCUACAACAGCGAAACAGGUUUGGACCAAACUUGAAAAAGUGUUUGAUGACUCAGGGCUUAGUAGAAAAGUAGGUUUAUUGAGAGAUUUGAUCACCACUGACUUGGACAAUUGCUCGAGUGUCGAGGAAUAUGUCAAUAAGUUGCUGCUGCAUUGGAUGGAAGUUGCUGGUAUGUUGAUUCCGGAGCAUCAUUGCAUAUGUGCAAUAACAAGAAUUGGAUGUAUGAUGUAUCCCCAUCAACUAUCAACAAUAUUAAGGUUGCAGACAAUAAAACAGUAGCAGUAAAAGGCAGUGGCAAGGUGGAUUUUCAGAUUAGAGACUCAGAUGGCAUAAUACGGACAAUACAGGUCAGAGAUGUUUUAUAUAUACCCACACUAACAGUUAAUUUACUUUCUGUAAGUCAAAUGGUGAAUAAUGGCUGUGAAGUGAAA
Messenger RNA from Nymphalis io (European peacock), 650 nucleotides. RefSeq lists its product as uncharacterized. Lineage: Eukaryota; Metazoa; Arthropoda; Insecta; Lepidoptera; Nymphalidae. The record is from RefSeq and is a predicted model, not a curated record. The coding region runs from base 1 to 498 and encodes 165 amino acids. The transcript is spliced from 2 exons.